Messenger RNA from Hyaloscypha bicolor E, 1581 nucleotides. Its product is annotated as subtilisin-like protein. The record is from RefSeq and is a predicted model, not a curated record. Gene Ontology annotation, molecular function: serine-type endopeptidase activity; tripeptidyl-peptidase activity. Lineage: Eukaryota; Fungi; Ascomycota; Leotiomycetes; Helotiales; Hyaloscyphaceae. The coding region runs from base 1 to 1581 and encodes 526 amino acids. The transcript is spliced from 6 exons. Gene Ontology annotation, biological process: proteolysis.
AUGUUGUACCCCAAAAAAAAUUGGACCCAAAUUGGACGAGCAGACAGGAGCCAUAUGCUCCAUCUACAGAUUGGAUCGAAGCAAAGCAACUUUGACGAGCUAGAGCAUCAUUUGUAUGAGGUCUCAACACCAGAGAAUAGCCGUUACGGCCAGCAUCUCAGCUUCGAGGAAGUCAAUGAGCUGGUCAAGCCCUCAGAUGAGACUCUCGAUCUCGUGCACGAAUGGCUGUUUGCCAAUGGAGCCAGCGUUUUCGAUCAUUCUCCGGCAAAGGAUUGGGUCAAUAUCUACGUCGAUGUCGAAUCUGCUGAGCGUCUGCUCGAUACCGAAUACUCUGUGUUUGAGCACGAGGACGGCGCAACACUUAUACGAACGCCUGAAUGGUCACUGCCCCUUCAUUUGCAUGAUCGCAUCGAUACAAUUCAGCCGACCACCGCAUUCAUGUGCACUCCGGCGCAGAGCACGGACUACAAGCAGUUUGCAUCACCAUGGAUACCACCCGGAUACAAGCCUCCAACCAACGAGACGAUUUCCAAAGUUUGUCAGUUCUUCCCAGUGAAGAUAGAGUGCUUCAGAACUUUAUAUGGAACAAUCGAUUAUGUACCUAAAUUCUUAGGUAUUAACAAGAUUGGUUUCAACAACUUCCUCAACGAAAUGCCUAUUCGCCCAGACAUUCGCCUGUUCUUGGAAAAAUAUCGACCGGAGGCCACUGGAGAGGCUUAUACCUUCAAAUCUGUGAAAUUGCUGGAAGCCAAUCUCGACGCGCAGACGAUCCUCGGAAUGGUUUACCCAGCACCAGUAUAUUCUUACUCUACUGGCGGCUCGCUUCAAUACAUCCCAGUCUCAGAAACAACAUCAGACACGAAUGAGCCCUACUUACAAUCUUACGGAGAUGACGAGCAGACCGUUCCAAUAUCUUAUGCUCAGCGAGUUUGCCAGUCGUUUGCUCAACUAGGUGCUCGCGGAUCCGCUCUUCUGGUCAGCAGCGGUGAUGGUGGAUUGGGCGACGAAGAUCUUGGAGCUUGCGUAACUAAUAAUGGCAAGAACAACUCAACUUUCUUGCCCGAAAUCCCAGACGGAAUUGGAUCAGAUGGGAACAAUUACGGCUAUUAUGCAAGCGGAAGUGGGUUCAGUUAUUAUUUUGAACGGCCUUGGUAUCAAGACGGUGUUGUUGGUAAGUACGUUGAGAACUUGAAGGGGUUAUAUGCUGGUUUAUAUAACAAGAAUGGAAGAGGGUAUUCCGAUAUUUCCGCUCAAGGGCUCUACUUUGCUUUUGCCUGGAACCACGCUUUCUCGUCCAUCUCCGGGACAUCUGCAUCGACACCUUUGGCUGCUAGCAUCAUCUCGCUCGUCAACGAUGAGUUGAUUUCCUGUGGCAGGCCUCCUCUUGGCCCUCUGAACCCUUGGUUGUAUUACAAGGGAUAUAAAGGAUUUACAGAUGUCAUCAGCGGAUACACUUCGAAUUGUGGGACGGCUGCAUUCCCAGUUACUAAGGGAUGGGAUCCUGUAACUGGUUUUGGGACUCCGGUUUUCCCAAAGUUGGUGGCGCUUGCAAAGCAGCGUGAGGUUUGUAUGAAACAUUGA